UAUAUUAUAUAAGUUUUCUUGCCAGCUUUAUGUAUAUAUUUAUUUAUAUAUAUAUAUAUAAAAAUAUAUAUUGUAAAAUAUAUCAAAUAUUUUAAUUUUUUUUUAUAUAUUAUUAAAAAUUAUUUUUUAAAACAAAAAAAAAAAUGUUGCAAAAAUUAUUGAGUAUAGAACUUUAGCCAUAAAACAAGUGUUUAUGAUAAAAAAUAAACAUUUCGCCUUAUAAACUCGGUUAUAGUAAUAUGCCAGUUAAAUAUUUUCAAAGGAGAGUCAGUGGGCCAGGAGCUUACGGAACUUCUAGUAAUUAUUUGGGAGAAAAUUCCGGUGAUCGAUAUAAUCACAAUUUGUUACAGCAAUCUUUAAUUAAUUUAACAUCUAGUAAUACUAUCAAUUAUCCAAAUGGUAAGAACGCUUAUUAUAAUAUAUUUAAAUUAGCAUCGUGCAGUUGCGAAUCAUUUAAUAGACAAAAUAAAUUAAAUAAAAUUUGUUUAAAAGAUGACGAUGAACAGAGUUAUCUACUGAUAUCAGAUAAUGAUGAUAGUUCAAGAAAAUAUGAUAAAAAUAUUGAUAAAGAAUUAUGCAGUAGCCAUCAAUGUACACCAGAUAAUAUAACAAAAUGCUUAAACGCUGAUUGUUCAUCUAUAAGUGAUUGUAAUAAUUCAACGAAACACUAUCGUGGUACAAUAUUAAAUUCAAAUGAUGUAACUUCCACCGGAUCAUAUGGAAAUUGUAAUUUAAGUGAUCAAAGAAUAUUUUAUGAUUAUAAGUGCUUUAAUCUUAGAAAUAAAAGAUAUUGUCAUGAUAAUGGUAUAUUAAGUUUAAGUAACUCAGAUCCAGUUACAGCCGUUGGUAGUCGUUUAGAUGAAUGCAGUAAAAUACGACAAAAUCAUUUAAGUGAUUGUAAUAUAUAUUCAAAACAAAAUAAUAAUAACGUAAUUGCAUUUUCAAAUAUAUUACAUAGAACAGCUAAAAGUAAAAUAUUUAAAAAUUUAACAAGUAGUCCAUCUAUAUUAAAUGUAAAAGCAAUUAAAGAACAUUCAAGAAGAUUGGGUAAUUUUUCAUUAAGAUCAAGAAAUAAUAGUGAUAAAUUAUAUAAUAAAAAUAAAAAUUUAACAAAAUCAAAUAUUGAUAAUAGUUUAUCAGGAGAUAAUCAAAAUAAAUGUAUAAAUUCUCGUUUUGAUGAAAAACAAACAUCAGCAACAUCAACAACAACAUCAACACCAACUCCAACAACUGCAUCAACAAAUAAUACACUAUCAAAUAAUAAUCAAAAUCAAAAUAAUAACAAAAAUUCGUCAACAAAUCAACAACAACAGAAGAACAAGCAAUUUAUAGCAAAGGGUGGUAUCAAAACAUAUCCAAUAACCCAUCAUCAAAAAGGAAAGGGUGAUGUAAGAGAUGGACGACGCCGGAAACGUGGUAAAGUCUAUAAUAGUAACUACAUAGAUAUAAUUAAUGAUUUGAAUAACAUAAGAAAAUUUUCGGUUUCGAAUGGUAUUAAAGAUAGCUUAACUGAUUUGACUGUAAGAAAAACCGAUUUUUAUCGUCAACUGAGCGCACCGACAACAAACUCUACAUCGAAAAACCCAUCAACUAAUAAAUAUAAUAAUAACAAUUGUUGUUUACCAUCAUCAAAACAGUCAUCCCGUUGUAUAUCUUAUAAUAGCAGUUUGAAUAAACCGCAUAUAAAAAAUAGGAUUCUUGGAGGAAACAGUACGGACUCUAUACGUUGUUCAUACUGCUCAACGGUUAAUCAAAGUGACUUAAAAAUUUCUGUUGAAAAUACCUGCACAGACUCUUUAGUGACUGCAAUUGAAGAUGAAGCUUUGCUAAUUUGUGAGUCAAUUAACGGAAUGGCUAGAACAAAGGUACAUUUUGACGACGUUUCACUAUAUGGAACGCCAAAAGAAGAACCAAUGCCACAGAUUCCAGUUGUUGCUGAAAAAAUAUCAGCAAAUUUCUUAAAAAAUCAAUUGCAGUCAUGGUUUCAGCCAACAGACAACCGGCUUGCCAUGAAGCUUUUUGGCAGCCGGAAAGCAUUGGUUAAAGAAAGAAUUCGUCAAAAAACAUCAGGACAUUGGGUAAUACAUCCAUGCAGCUCAUUCAGAUUUUAUUGGGAUUUAUGUAUGCUUUUGUUAUUAGUAGCAAACUUAAUAAUAUUACCAGUGGCGAUUUCGUUUUUUAAUGAUGAUUUAAGCACUAGAUGGAUUGCUUUUAACUGUUUGAGCGAUACAAUUUUUUUGAUUGAUAUAGUUGUCAAUUUUAGAACAGGUAUUAUGCAACAGGAUAAUGCCGAACAAGUUAUAUUAGAUCCAAGAUUAAUAGCGAAACAUUACCUUAGAACAUGGUUUUUUCUUGAUUUAAUUUCAUCGAUACCUCUAGAUUAUAUUUUUCUGAUAUUUAAUCAAAUUAUGAAAUUACAGGAUUUCUCCGAUUCUUUUCAAAUUCUUCACGCUGGAAGAGCGUUAAGAAUUCUUAGAUUAGCAAAACUGUUAUCUCUUGUUAGACUAUUACGGUUAUCAAGACUUGUAAGAUAUGUGUCACAAUGGGAAGAAGUAUAUAUUCUGCAGAAUUUACAAAAAAAAAGUGCUGACCGGAGAGGAAGAAAUCAAAAAGAUAAAGAUGGUUUAUCGAAAAACAACCUCAUACUAAAGUUUCUUAAUAUGGCUUCGGUUUUUAUGCGAAUAUUCAAUUUAAUAUGCAUGAUGCUGUUAAUAGGCCAUUGGAGUGGUUGUUUACAAUUCUUGGUACCAAUGCUUCAGGGAUUCCCGUCCAAUUCGUGGGUGUCAAUAAAUGAACUACAGGAGGCCUAUUGGGUUGAGCAAUAUUCGUGGGCCUUAUUCAAAGCUAUGUCUCAUAUGUUAUGUAUCGGUUAUGGAAGAUUUCCACCACAAUCAUUAACAGACAUGUGGCUAACAAUGUUAUCAAUGAUAUCUGGUGCAACAUGCUAUGCCCUAUUUUUAGGUCAUGCAACGAAUUUAAUACAAAGUCUUGAUUCAAGUCGCCGUCAGUAUCGUGAGAAAGUUAAGCAAGUUGAAGAAUAUAUGGCCUACAGAAAACUUCCCCGUGAUAUGAGACAGCGAAUAACAGAAUAUUUUGAACAUAGAUAUCAAGGUAAAUUCUUCGAUGAAGAAUUGAUUUUAGGUGAAUUAAGUGAGAAGCUUAGGGAGGAUGUUAUAAACUACAAUUGCAGAUCUCUGGUCGCUUCAGUGCCUUUUUUUGCAAAUGCGGAUUCUAAUUUUGUUUCUGACGUCGUUACAAAGUUAAAAUAUGAAGUUUUUCAACCUGGUGAUAUUAUUAUAAAAGAAGGUACUAUCGGAACCAAAAUGUAUUUUAUUCAAGAAGGCGUUGUAGAUAUCGUGAUGGCCAAUGGCGAAGUGGCAACAUCACUGUCCGAUGGAUCUUAUUUCGGCGAAAUAUGCCUUUUAACAAAUGCUAGACGUGUUGCUAGUGUUCGUGCUGAAACAUAUUGUAAUUUAUUUUCGCUUAGCGUUGAUCACUUUAAUUGCGUUUUGGAUCAAUAUCCACUUAUGAGAAAAACAAUGGAAACAGUUGCUGCUGAACGUUUAAAUAAAAUUGGGAAAAAUCCUAAUAUCAUGACACAAAAAGACGAAGAAUUAAAUAAUUCAGAAUCACAUACAAUAACUGCAGUUGUGAAUGCAUUGGCAGCAGAAGCUGAAGAAUGUAAAAUUUGUCAUUUUAGGGAUGAUAAUGAUGAUAAAGAAACGUAUGAUGAGUCACACGAAUCUGAUACAGUACAGACAAUAAAAAAGGGAUUACCAAGGCCAAAAAGUGGAGAAUUUAGGGCUCUAUUUGAAGGAAGCACACCUUAAGUUGUUUUUUUCUUUUUUGUUAUUAAUGCUGUUAUUAUAUAACUAAAAAAGAAAUUAAAAAUUAUAGAUUUAUCAGGAUGUUCUGUUUUAAAAGUUUAAUUUAUUAAUGUUAAGUUCUCAAAAAGAAAAAAUGAAAAAAAAAUGAAAAAGAAAAAAAACCUAAAAAACAAAACAAGACAUUAUGAAAAAAUAUCGUACAUUUUUAUUUGCGAAAUUUUAUAGAAUGUUUACUAAGAAAAAGUAUAUAUAUAUAUAUGUAUAAAAGAAAUCACAAAAAUUAACAAAUGUUAAAAAAACUUAAAAAGUUUACAAUUAAAAAAAAAAAAGAAAUAAGUUAUUAAAAAGCAAACAAACUCACCAUCGUGAUUCCCGUUGAAAACUAUUAUUUCGAUUUUAAA
This is a messenger RNA of Condylostylus longicornis, 4228 nucleotides long. RefSeq names its product potassium/sodium hyperpolarization-activated cyclic nucleotide-gated channel 2 (gene Ih). Gene Ontology annotation, molecular function: voltage-gated potassium channel activity. Gene Ontology annotation, biological process: transmembrane transport; potassium ion transport. Bases 240 to 3830 code for a protein of 1196 amino acids. Lineage: Eukaryota; Metazoa; Arthropoda; Insecta; Diptera; Dolichopodidae. The record is from RefSeq and is a predicted model, not a curated record. The transcript is spliced from 15 exons. Gene Ontology annotation, cellular component: membrane.